Staurois parvus is the source of this 305-nucleotide messenger RNA. Lineage: Eukaryota; Metazoa; Chordata; Amphibia; Anura; Ranidae. The record is from the annotation of a GenBank genome assembly.
AUGUAUGUGAAAUGGUUUGGUACAGUAAUGUUAUACAAUGUGAUUUUAGUGAAUGUCACUUUUUGUCAUUUUCAAAUCUCCCGCCGUUCGUCCCCCAUACGACACGAUGCUCGCAGGGAACGGAACCCAGAAGACAGAUGCCGGGAUCCGCCGGAGUACAUUGCAGGGGACACUGCAGGAGGGACAUCGCGGGAGCGCAGGACAAGGUAAGUGACCGAGGAAUCCCGGAGCAGCGCCGCAUGGUAUUCCUGAGUGUAGCUCGGGGUUACUGCUUUUGCUACACUCGGGAAUACCACCAGGGGGGU